GCGGUGGACUGCCGAUGAUUUCUCCUCCUCCUCCAGUUGAAAUUCACUGGCUGACAAAGACGGCACUUCUCACUGCUCGUGUUAUCACUGAGCUCGGAAAGACAGAUCUGGUCCACACCUAAACCAUUGUCUCCUAUUGCUUCUGUCUCUUUUCCAAUCUUCUUAUCAUCACCAUGGCUUGUUUCCUGGCAUCUGCCUUUCUUCUGGUUCUCCAGACGUAUGCUGCCCCACCUGACUUUGUCCAGGAUCGGUAUGACAUAACGCUGGACUCCGUGGGCCUGGAUCCUGGACUACCAUUCAAUAUCUCUGGAGAUGAACCCUCACACCCACCCCCAGGGACAAGUAAAAGAGCUCCACACAGUAUCAUUAUCGGAGUACGCAAGGGGGGCACAAGAGCACUCUUGGAGAUGCUGGACAUACACCCUGAGGUUGCUGCUGCCGCCACGGAGGUGCACUUCUUCGACUGGGAUGAGAACUAUGCCAAGGGCUUUGAGUGGUACCGUGAGUUGAUGCCAUACUCGUACCCAAAACAGAUCACCGUGGAGAAGACUCCAGGUUACUUUACGUCGGCCCUCGCACCUGAACGCAUCUGCGCCAUGAACUCCUCCAUAAAGCUGCUUCUGAUAUUGCGAGACCCGGCCGAGCGCGUCAUAUCCGACUACACCCAGGUGUACUUCAACCGGCUGGAGAACCACAAGCCGGUGCAAGCCAUUGAGAACCUGCUGGUGCGCAACGGAGCUCUCAACAUCCGCUACAAGGCCAUUCAGAGGAGCCUGUACGACGUCCAUAUGCGUAACUGGCUGCGCUACUUCCCCCUGGAACAGAUACACAUCGUGGACGGGGACGCACUGAUCCGUGACCCCUUGCCCGAGCUUCAGAGGGUGGAGCGCUUCCUCAACCUGCCCCCAAGGAUAGUAUCCUCCAACUUCUACUUCAACCAGACCAAGGGGUUUUACUGUAUCCGGAGUGAUGGUCGGGAGCGCUGUCUGCACGAGUCUAAGGGACGUCCUCACCCGGCGGUCAACAGCACCGUCCUCCAGCAGCUCCGCUCCUACCUGCAGGAGCACAACCGGACCUUCUUCAGGCUGGUGAGGCGCACCUUCGACUGGCAAUAAGGGACCCUGAUCAAUCGGACUCAAGCGAGCCACCACUUUGCCCGUGAUGAGGACAAAAAGCGGGCAUAAAGCACUUUACAGAACUGACAUUCAAAACCCCUUUGAAUCGCCUCUUAAUAACUACUGGUGUGAUCUUUGGUUUCGGCAGAGCAGUUCUAUAUUUACACGAUUAGACAAACAACUAUGAAAAGCUGUAACUAGAGGCGUGCGAUUAAAUGGAAGAAACUCAAAGCUUAAUAACUCAUUCUCUCUGUGCUGGAAGCAUUUAAGUGAUCAAAUUGCAGCAAAAACUAGUUUAUGGAACCGAUUAACUUUUUUUCCCUUCUCUUUCUUGUUUGAUAAUCUCGUUCUUAAUAAUAAAUGGUUCUGCUUUCAAAUGUA
Molecule: messenger RNA, 1496 nt
Organism: Notothenia coriiceps (black rockcod)
Lineage: Eukaryota; Metazoa; Chordata; Actinopteri; Perciformes; Nototheniidae
Gene: hs3st1l1
Product: heparan sulfate (glucosamine) 3-O-sulfotransferase 1-like1
Exons: 1
Coding region: 174-1115 (313 amino acids)
Molecular function (GO): [heparan sulfate]-glucosamine 3-sulfotransferase activity
Source: RefSeq, a predicted model, not a curated record